Molecule: messenger RNA, 981 nt
Organism: Peniophora sp. CBMAI 1063
Lineage: Eukaryota; Fungi; Basidiomycota; Agaricomycetes; Russulales; Peniophoraceae
Source: the annotation of a GenBank genome assembly
AUGUCGCUGCCAUCAUUCUUGACGAAGGCUCCUGUAUCGUCCGCCUCACUGGCGGAGAGUGACACGCCAGUUGACUGCGUUUUCAAGCACUCGCCGUCCCUCGGCACUUCGCCAUGUUUAUGGUGGCCUCCGUCAAACGGCGCAACGAAGCCCGAUACUAUUCUGAUCUUCAUCCCGGGCAAUCCAGGAUUAGUGACCUUCUACCCUCCCUUUCUCUCUGCCAUACACUCCGCACAGUCGACAAAGUCGCUAGCCAUCGUUGCGCAUGGGCAUCUGGGCUACAAUGCCUCUUCGGAAUGGCCCGAGGCUUCGCACAUUGGCUUGACCGCACAAGUCGCUGCACGGCUUGAGUUGAUAGACACCCUCGUGACCGAAUACGGCACAGAAGUGAAGAUUAUACUUGCGGCCCAUAGCAUGGGGGCGUGGAUCUCUACUCAGGUUCUCAAGGAACGUCCACAAAUCAUUGCCAGCAUGCUCUUGCUGUUCCCUACCAUCAGUGAUAUCGCGCAAACGCCGAACGGAAAGAGACUGUCUUGGCUUUUCAACCGUCCCAUGCCUUCUGCCGUCGCUCACCUAUCUCGUCUUUCAUUUCUCAUUCCGCAACGUCUACUGGGCGGCGUGUUCUCCGACUACCCUCCAGCUCAACUGGAUGUUCUUCGCUCUCUCAUAUCUUCCCCCGGCUCUGUUUAUACAUCUCUUACUCUCGCACACGACGAGAUGAAGACCAUACGUGACCUGGACAUCCAGCUUCUGCGCGAGCACGCAGAGAAACUACAUCUGUACUUCGCCGAGCAAGAUGACUGGAUUGGGGACGAGCGCGCCAAGAUUAUCGAUGCCUUAAAAGACUUGCAUGGAUCCGACGGACCAGUGGUCAAGGUUGUGCAUGGGCAUGAAGACAUUCCUCAUGCAUUCUGCAUCAACCAUGGCGAGGCGGUCGCCACGCAAUGUAUCGCUUGGCUUCAAUCCGGCGGCUUUUUAUGA